UUAACUGUCUACCAAAAUUUACAAAUUGCGUGAAUUUUUUAUGUUUGGAUAUUUUACGAAGUGUCAUUAGAUUUUAUAACAUACUGCCGACAUAAUAUUAUACUAUCCUUUGAUCCUAUUUCGGGGAUUUUACAUAAUAAAGAAUUUCGGAAAAAUUUGCACCAACAAGAAGGCGUCACGUCAAUUCGAGUCCAAUCAUGAAUCAUCGCUAUGAACCAGUUUAUCAUCAAACCGUGAAAGUCGAUAAGGAGAAUGAAAAUGCCGAAUUGAAAAAGCGCAGUCAACGUACUCACGCUAAAGCCGACAGAUCGGAACCAGUUUGGGAACGUUUAAGCAGAGUAAAAAAGGUGCCCAGCACCGAUUUAAAUGUUGGGAGGUUGCUGAACAGCCAACAUAAUCUUUCGGUUAAAUAUUCGCAGCGUUUUCAAUCUGGUCGUCCGGCACUUGAUCCUACUAGUCUUUCUUUGCCAGCGCGUCAACCUUUAUCGCUUAAUUCCAAUGAAAGUGAGAAACGUGGUGUUUUAAAAAAGGAGAGGCAACAAAAGCCCGUUGUUGUACCACAUCUGGAAAAUGAAGCUCUGGUUUAUUUCUGUAAACCCAUCAAUUCAGUUAAGGAGAUAAUGACUGCACGCAGCCUUAGUAACUCAAAAUCUUCCUCGGAUGAAUAUAAAACCGAGAAUGGCCAAUUCCAAAAUUCCAAUUGUGUGGAGGAUGAAGGUUGUGCUCAAUCGCAACGUAGUCUCUCCGCACCCGUUUCUAUCAAUACUAAGAUCGAUAAUGAAUCGGAAGAAAGCUCACCAUUAGUUACUACACGAUCGGCUCAUGGUCCUACUAGCAGUAUUCGUAUUAUAUCGAAUUUUCGAGAUUUGCUGCUACGGAAGCAAUUCUCGAUGGAGAACGAAGAUCUAAGCGUCCUCAAGGAUGUGGUUAAAACUGACGAACGAUAUCAUAAUUUAAAUAAAAACAAUUCAGGGCUAUUUAAGGAUAUAUUGAAAACUCAAUUGGCGAACAUUUUGAAAAACGAAACGGUAGUGAAGACUGCUCUCAGUAAACUCGAAUCUCAUGUUAUGGCCAGUCAGGAGGUGCAAACUGAUUGUGAUAUUGGUCCGCUUAUUGAAUGCCAAGCGGUAAAUAAUAUCGAUGACAUAACCAAGAAAGUCGAAGUUAAUGUUGUUUUUAAGAACGUGCCCUCCUUAGAGAAGGAAAUUGUCAUUUUACGAACUUUGGGUGAAAAAUUGGAGGCAACUCUUCGAAAUAGCGGUUCGCGGCAUUCAGCGUUGAUAGAUACUUUGGCACUCGCUUCCGGAUCUGUCGAAAUCGUUAACUCAAUUUCUUCAACUGGCGAUUAUAUUGCAACGCCAGAACCCAGAUUGAUGGCAUUCAUAGCCAGCUUUGAACAAUAUGUUAUGAUUAUUGUGGAAGUAUUGGGUAUCGUUCUUGAAUAUGGCGAAGUCAGGGAGUUUCGCAUCGCCAAGAAGACUAUAGUUGAGUUGAAAGAAGACGCUAAUCGACCUUUCUACGUACCCUCUAAUUGUGAGAAUGCCGAACUUAAACGAACUUCGUUUAAAAAACUCAAAGAAAAUCCUGAUAUAUUGAUGCGCUACUUAAGACCCAAAAAUAGCUUUGUAUCGUUUAACAUUUUAGAUCAAGAUCCGAUAUUUUUUAAUAAUAUCUUGUUCAGUAAGGCAUCUUCAAAAUUAUCAUUAGCUAUUUCGGAAAAGAAUACCAAUUAUAUCGAGAAAACCGAGGCCAAAAUGGUUAUAUGCAAAAGUAGCGAUAGUUAUAUAACAAAAGAACAGUUGGAUAAACUUUCAAAUGUUAAUAAUGCGCCGCAUAAAAUAAAAUUAGAAAAUAAGAGAUCUAUGCAAACGAUGACCAACAAGAGUCAGCUGCCUGAAGAACAAGCAGUUGCUAGGGUCGACAAGCAGACUUCGUCACUCUUUGAACCGCCGAUACGUGGCAAACUAUGUCGCAGACGUAUACGUCAAGCGAGUACCCCAAUGCCUAUCGAAAUGCAACUCGAACCAAAAAAUUCUCUUUUCAAAACGAUUUUCGUGGGCGUGGUGCAAAUUUCGAUAUUUUUAUUCCUCAUUAUGGCCUUCACAUAUCCGGGACCUCGAUGUUAACUGCAUUUACCGAACCAGCCUAUCUGCGGCGAAAAUUUUAAGACUAAUUAAUAAGGUUUUUUCUUCAGCUAAAUUACUUUUAGCGCUUGCUAUCUUGUUUAACUUUGAUGUAUGACGACGACGACAUUAUUUAUGUAUUGCUUUCUUUUUAGCUUC
Molecule: messenger RNA, 2282 nt
Organism: Glossina fuscipes
Lineage: Eukaryota; Metazoa; Arthropoda; Insecta; Diptera; Glossinidae
Exons: 2
Coding region: 198-2126 (642 amino acids)
Source: RefSeq, a predicted model, not a curated record